GAGCCGUUCUGCCUGUCCGCUGAUAGCCCUGCUCGCGCAAUGGCCGUGAUCCUUGUGCAGUCAGUAGGCAGUCAGCAGAAGAGCGCGCUGCCGGUGACUUUGGAGUCCUUGGGGGAUCCCUGUGUGGCGCGGGUGGAGGCUCUCAAGGAGCACGUGAGUCGACACACGCGGAUCUCGAAGGUGAAGCAGCGGAUGGAGUACAAGGGCCGGGUGCUGAAGGAUGACAUGACCAUCAAGGAUGCGGGGCUCUCCCAAGGAGGCCGCAUCUUCAUGGAGGCGCUCUGCACGGGAGGGCCUGGGUGGUUUUGGCACUGACUCGAAAGCGGGCCAGUGGCAUACUCCGCUGAUGUGCCAAAGGAAUGGGCCCGUUUAAACGGGGCUUCAAAGGGGAGCCAAAGAAACAC
Molecule: messenger RNA, 404 nt
Organism: Effrenium voratum
Lineage: Eukaryota; Dinophyceae; Suessiales; Symbiodiniaceae
Source: the annotation of a GenBank genome assembly